Hyaena hyaena (striped hyena) is the source of this 1399-nucleotide messenger RNA. RefSeq names its product calcium homeostasis modulator family member 6 (gene CALHM6). Gene Ontology annotation, molecular function: monoatomic cation channel activity. The record is from RefSeq and is a predicted model, not a curated record. The transcript is spliced from 2 exons. NCBI's taxonomy places the organism in Eukaryota, Metazoa, Chordata, Mammalia, Carnivora, Hyaenidae. Bases 92 to 1030 code for a protein of 312 amino acids.
AGCCCUCGGCCCACCCAAACCACAGCGAGCGCAGGCCAGGGCAGAGGCAGAAGCGUCCGGCCCGUCCACGGCGCCCUGGGGUACGAGGCCCAUGGAUAAGUUUCGGGCCGUGCUGGACCUACACCUGAAGCAUUCCAGCGCGCUGGGCUACGGCCUGGUGACCCUGCUGACGGCGGGCGGCGAGCGCCUGUUUUCCGUCGCCGUGUUCCAGUGCCCCUGCAGCGCCGCCUGGAACCUGCCGUACGGCCUGGUCUUCCUGCUGGUGCCCGCGCUCGCGCUCUUCCUGCUGGGCUACGUGCUGAGCGCGCGCACCUGGCGCCUGCUGACCGGCUGCUGCGCGCGCGGCGGCCGCGCGGGGCCGCGGGGCGCGCUGGUGUGCGUGCAGCUCAGCGCCGCCGCCGCCGUCGCGCCGCUCACCUGGGUGGCCGUGGCGCUGCUCGGCGGCGCCUUCUACGAGUGCGCGGCCAGCGGGAGCGCCCCCCUGGCGCGGCUCCUGUGCCGCGGCCGCGACGCCACCUGCGAGUCCCAGCUGCCGCUGGCGCCCUGCCACCAGGCCCGGGCGCCCGACGCGCAGGACCUCCUGAAGGAGCUCAAGGCCCAGUCUCAGGUGCUGGGCUGGAUCCUGAUAGCAGUUGUUAUCAUCCUCCAUCUGAUUUUUACCUCUGUCAUCCGAUGCCUUUCUCCAGUUAGUUUUCUGCAGCUGAAAUUUUGGAAAAUCUAUAUGGAACAGGAGCAGCAGGUCCUUAAAAAUCAAGCCACAGAGCAUGCGACAGAAUUGGCCAAAGAGAAUGUGAAAUGUUUCUUUGAGUGCUCACAUCCGAAGCAAUACAGCACCCCAAGCAUUAGAGACUGGCAGCAAAUUUCAUCACUAUAUACUUUCAAUCCAAAGGAGCAGUACUAUAGCAUGUUGCACAAAUAUGUUAAUAGAAAGGAGAAGAGUCAGAGCAUCAGAUCCAAAGAAGGAGAUGCAGUGAUUCCCAUUCUCGGCUUUGUAGACACACCUGGUAUGCACACUACUGCUGAGUUAUGACCUUAUUAACGGCUACAAGGAAAGUUCUCUUGAGUUAUCGCUUCCUUUUUAAAAAAUUGUUUAGGACUGGUUUUUUUUGUCGAUUUUUCAAAUUGUGGAAAUAAUUUUAAAUAAAAAAAUUGAGAACUUUAUUUAUUAUAUUCAUUUUUAAAAAAGGAAGCAAAGUCAAAUGAUUUUGUCAAAGUGACAAACUGGAGCUAGAUCAGAAGUCUUAUAUCCCUAGUUCAGGGUCCUUUUCAAUGAAUAAUAAUGUUGUCAGGUAAAAGGCUAUAGUAGCAAAACAGCGAAAGAAUGAUUGAACUUGUGACCUUUCUUUUAGGUUAUCUGAUGUUAAUUUCAAAUUCACUUUCUUGCAGAUAAUAAAUUGUU